This is a messenger RNA of Rhinichthys klamathensis goyatoka, 2676 nucleotides long. It is a transcript of the gene ak7b, whose product is annotated as adenylate kinase 7b. The coding region runs from base 1 to 2097 and encodes 698 amino acids. The record is from RefSeq and is a predicted model, not a curated record. Gene Ontology annotation, biological process: nucleobase-containing compound metabolic process. Lineage: Eukaryota; Metazoa; Chordata; Actinopteri; Cypriniformes; Leuciscidae. The transcript has 18 exons. Gene Ontology annotation, cellular component: cytoplasm. Gene Ontology annotation, molecular function: ATP binding; AMP kinase activity.
AUGGCGGACAAGACUGAGGAGAGACCGCCGAAAUCCAUACGGGUUUUUAUCAACAAUGUUGAUAAUUACACAACGAAAAAUAUUGCAAAGUUUUUAGACUCGUGUGUAGUUGGUGCAUCUCUUGUGGACUUUGGUGAGGCUGAUGUGGAGGAGGAAGGAGACAGGCUGCAGGAUGAGCAACCAAAAAUCAAAGAUCCAACCUUCCAAAUUGUGGGAACAGUUUCCAGCCAAACAGAGGAGAAGCACAGUUUUAUCUCUGAAGAGUACAGCCACUUGAAGCGUGAAGAGCUUCUCCAUCAUCUGAUGAAAUGUGAUGUGAUCAUUUUUGAUAUUACUCAGCAUGCUGAUCAGAUAGCUGAAGCACAGUGGGCUGUCUCAGCUCUUCAUAAAGAAAUGGACACUUUUUCUGGGCACAAGAUGUUUAUCCUGGUGUCAACCAUCAUGACGUGGGCUAUGUCUAAACCAGCCGAUAAAGAUGACCCAGAGAUUCCUUUUACAGACGAGCACUACAGGAAAAGAAAAGCACACCCCAACUUCCAUGAUCAUAUCGAAUUGGAGAAACUGGUGGUCAAAUUAGGCAAAACUAAAAGCUCCCUGUUCUCUACAUAUGUUGUUGCAUCAGGGCUACAAUAUGGAAUGGAAGAACACAUGUUUCACUUGUUUUUUAAGAUGUCAUGGGUGGGUGAAGUCUCCGAGGUGCCCAUCUUUGGUGAUGGCUCCAAUAUUAUCCCCACUAUUCACAUCAAUGAUCUGGCAGGGAUCAUCCAAAAUGUCAUUGACCACAAGCCAAAGUCACAAUACGUUGUUGCUGUUGAUGACUCCAAAAACACAAUGGAGGAUAUCAUAAAGGCAAUAACACUCGUGCUUGGACCAGGAAAAACUCAGAAUGUUUCAAAAGAGGAGAUUUAUCUCAUACGGGAGCUGACACAAACAGAUAUUGAUUCUUUGCUUGUCAACCUUCGUAUUGAAGCACUGUAUCUGAAAGAGAAUUUUAACAUCCAGUGGGUGUCAGAAUAUGGCAUGGUUGAAAACAUUGAGCAGAUCACUGAAGAAUACAAGCAGACCAGGGGAUUGUUGCCCCUUCGUAUCUGCAUCCUGGGACCGCCUGCUGUUGGAAAGAGCACUAUAGCAGAGAGGAUAUGCAAGCAUUACAAACUUCAUCAUGUUAAACUUAAGGAGACAAUCACUGAAACAUUAGACAACCUGGAGUCGUACAUUCAAACGGAGGACAUGGAAAAUGAUGAGGGUGAAGCUCAGGAGUUUCUGGACACUCUGAAGGACAACAUGAAUGAGAAUGAAGGACGACUGGAUGACCAAUAUGUGAUUCGUAUAAUGAGGGACAAACUCAGGACUAAACCCUGUAUGAACCAGGGCUUCGUUUUGGACGGUUUCCCUAAGACAUAUGAGCUGGCGAAGCUGUUAUUUACUGGUGAUGAAGAGCCUGAAGACUUGCAAUCUAAACACGAGAAAAAGAUCAUCCCAGAGUUUGUGUUCUCUGUUGACGCCACUGAUGAUUUCCUGAAAAACCGUGUUCUGAACCUACCCGAGACUGUUGUAGAGGGAACUUCCUACACCCCUGAACAGUUCCCAUUCCACUUGGCCUGUUUCAGAGAGAGAAACGUAGAGGAUCAGACAGUGCUGAACUUCUUUGAGGACUUAGAGAUUCAUCCAGAGCACUUAGAGAUUACAAGCAAUGAUGACAAUGAGUACUUGCUGGUCACUGAGAAGAUUUGCAAAAAAGUGGGCAAACCGAAGAACUACAGGCCGAUCUCAGAGGAGGUGGAGGAAGAAGAGCGACAGCAAGCUGAACAGCAGCUAAAGAAACAGGCGGCACAAAGGGCCGAGGCAGAGCGGCGGGAGGAAGAAGAGGCCCAACAGAGAGAUCAGCGUUGGGGGGAGUGGAAUCAGAGUCUUGAGGAGGUGAGGAGACAAGAACAUGACUUGUUGGAAUCUCAGUCAGAGCCUUUCAGGAACUACCUGAUGAGGGAUGUGAUGCCCACUCUCACCCAAGGCCUCAUCCAAUGCUGUACAAUACGUCCUGAUGACCCCAUAGACUUCCUGGCUGAGUACCUUCUCAAAAAUAAUCCUGAAGCGUAAUAAACGUGGACGUUUUUGUGCCCUGGGUUUCAUCAGCAAGUAUAACUUCUGUUGUUUUUUUUUGUUCUAGAGAGUUUUAUUUCAGUCUUAAUGUUCAUUUAAAAUCUGAAUCUUUAAUAUACAGACCAUGAUUAUGAAUAAUAAUUACCGUAUGCAGUAAUGCUGCAAUUAAUAAAUACAAUGCAAAUCAAAUGGAAAAACUCAUUUCUUCCACUGUGUAUCUACUUGUGCAUUUAACAUGCGAAAAACAUCAUAAUAAAAUAAAAGCUUGGUAGAAUGAAGCUGUUAAUUGGAAGUUCAUUUGUGCAAAGUAUGUCCAUCAGGUCAUGAUUGCUCUGAUUGGUCCUCUGCUUUCAAAGGAUAAUGUUACAAAUGAUAGAUAAUUAACAGACCCUUUUACAUAGCACAUAAUUAAUUUCAUUAGUAAAAUAAACAAAAUACUGCACUUUAGUUGCCUUAAUAUGAUAAUAAAUUAACAUACUCCUUAGCUCUAGUUUCUCCUUUCUCGAUCAGAAUAAUAUAAUACUAAAUAAUAUAAUGAUACAAAUCAGAAGUUCCACAAAGAGUGCAAGAGUCCAG